Messenger RNA from Ruditapes philippinarum (Manila clam), 2249 nucleotides. RefSeq lists its product as uncharacterized. The record is from RefSeq and is a predicted model, not a curated record. The transcript has 3 exons. The coding region runs from base 234 to 734 and encodes 166 amino acids. Lineage: Eukaryota; Metazoa; Mollusca; Bivalvia; Venerida; Veneridae.
UGGCGAGAAAGGACUUUAUCUACACGCAGAUAAUUGCGGAGGUAAAUCUUGUUUUUACAUUAACUUAUGAAUAAAAAUAUUCAGCAUAUUCAUUGAUUAAUAAUACUAAAACAAGUAAUAUAAAGUUAUUUCCGUUCCUUUUUCUUGUUAACAGGUCAAAAUAAGAAUAGAUACACACUGGCGUAUCUUUGUUGGAGAGUAAACAGAGGGUUACAUGACACAUUCAAUUGAAUAUGGCUAUUUCCGGAUGUCUUGUCGAUGGUGGCUUCGGGCGAAUUAAAAAGCUAUUCAAGAGGUCUGAUUGUGAGAGUCUGAGUCAAUUUGCAGACAUUGUGGAUAAAUCGGCAAGGAACAAUUUCCCUGUUUUAUAUCGAAAUGAAAACAAUGAUCAAACAUGGAAAUGGUAUGACUGGAAGUCGUAUUUGACGCGAUAUUUCCUUCAAGUGAAAGGCAUACAGAAAUAUCACUGCUUCAGAUUUUCUGCUGCAGACAAGUCGGCUGUGUUUGUAAAGAAAAGAACAGAUAGCGAGCAGAUUAGAGUUCCGCUGAUAAGACGUAAUACUGAAGUUCUAACAACAACCUUUCCCGAGGUCAUACAGCCCGCAGGACUUGAAGUCGUACACGGCGCGAAUAUUUAUACCGUAACGUUAGAAAAUAUCUGCGUCCUGCAUACCAAGAUGCCACGUGCCCGGCAUACACUGAAGAGUGAUUCACGCUGCAUGCGUACAGACUGACUGAUGAAUUUUGUUAUUGUUUUCAAGUUCAGUUGUUACCAUUUUUUAUAAUUAAAGUUUUGCUAUUAAGUUUCUUAGGUUAUGACAGCAGGGGCCAAGUCUUAUAAUUAUAAAAUGUAAUUGUUUUACAUGUAUUAUUCAAGAAUACGAUAAUUUUGAAAAUAGUGUUAUAAAAUAGUUUUUAAAUUAUAUUUUAAUAUCUUACUUUUAUAUAUUUUAGUAUUAUUCUAGUAAGUGCAAAAUUAAAACUUUUGAAACACUUGACUUCAUUUGUUAUCUGCUAAACUACAUUUGACGUCGUCGUCAUAAUUAUUAUGACGUUACGUAAAUCUGUCGUUGACGUUGCAUUAAUGUCCUCUUUUAAACCUCUAUAUCUCAAAAAGUAUUUACAAUAUCAAUGUGAAAUAAAGUGCAUCGUGCACAAGAAUGCAUGUCCUAAAAUAUUAGCCAUAAAACUAAAAAUCGAUAAAAAAUGCCCGAGUGCCCUUUUUUCGUGGCGGCGGUCAUAUAAUAUAUUAAAAGGCUAAAUCAGGUAUGUUAUAUAGAAUAUGAAAUGUUAAAUUAGGUGUGUUAUAUAGAAUAUGAAAAGGCUAAAUAGGUAUAUUAUAAAGAAUUUGAAAAGGCUUAAUAAUGUUUGUUAUAUUCAUGUAGAAUAUGAAAAGGCAAUACCUGGUCAGGUAUGUUAUAUAAAAUAUGAAAAGGCUAGAUAUCAGGUAUGUAAUAUAAAUUUUGAAAGGUUGAAUUAGGUAUGUUAUAUUAUAGAAUGAAAGGGCUCAAUAAGGUAUGUUAUAUAAAAUAUGAAAAGGCUAAAUCAGGUAUGUUAUAUAGAAUAUGAAAAGGCUAAAUCAGGUAUGUUAUAUAAAAUAUGAAAAGGCUAAAUCAGGUAUGUUACAUAGAAUAUGAAAAGGCUAGAUCAGGUAUGUUAAAUAGAAUAUGAAAAAGGUAAAUCAGUUAUGUUAUAUAAAAUAUGAAAAGGCUAAAUCAGUUAUGUUAUAUAGAAUAUGAAAAGGCUAGAUCAGGUAUGUUAUAUAGAAUAUGAAAAGGCUAAUCAGGUAUGUUAUAUAGAAUAUGAAAAGGCUAAAUCAGGUAUGUUAUAUAGAAUAUGAAAAGGCUAAAUCAGGUAUGUUAUAUAGAAUAUGAAAAGGCUAAAUCAGGUAUGUUAUAUAGAAUAUGAAAAGGCUAAAUCAGGUAUGUUAUAUAGAAUAUGAAAAGGCUAAAUCAGGUAUGUUAUAUAGAAUAUGAAAAGGCUAAAUCAGGUAUGUUAUAUAGAAUAUGAAAAGGCUAAAUCAGGUAUGUUAUAUAGAAUAUGAAAAGGCUAGAUCAGGUAUGUUAUAUAGAAUAUGAAAAAGGUAAAUCAGGCGUGUUAUAUAGAAUAUGAAAAGGCUAGAUCAGACAUUUUAUGACUAUGAAAAUUCAAAAUCAGGCAUGUUAAGGCAAUAUCAGGUAUGUUAUAUAGAAUAUGAAAUGGCUAAAUUAGGUAUGCUUCAUAUGCAAUAUUAUAAUGCUAAAACAGGU